UAGACGCAUGCACGUGUAGGUACGUACGUACGUAAAUAAAUGUAUAAGCGAAUCGACGUUUCGUUUUCGCACAAAUUAUAAUGGUAUCGUUAAGUAGUCGUAGAGAAGUAGCGCAUGGGAUGACGUUUAUCGUUGGUCCAUUUUUAUCUUCUUCUACUUCGUUGAUAGAAGCCAAUUUGGCAAGAGGUUCAUUAAAAUAAUUGGGUCGCCAGAUAAGUUUUUAUAUUUUUCGCCUGCUUCGAGUCAGGAACAAAACGAUUGAAUAACGUCUAUUAAAAGAACGAGAGGCGGAAUCUGCUGUUUUUCAAUCAAUGUGUAAGUCUAUUAUACGUACGCAUAGGCGCGUGUACGUGUGCGAACUGAAUUCCGUUGAAAAUUAUAAAACAGACGAGGAGAGUGAGCCUAGGUUAUGCCGUAUGCCAUAGAUUUCUAACUAAUUCUCUAAGCGAGACACCGCGACGUCGUUUAUUUCUUAGUAGGGUGUCGUCGAUAAGAUCACCGAAGCGACAAAGAAAAAUGGCUUAUUCUUACAACAUCGAAGAGGUUCCGAUGGCCGACGAGCCGUGCGUGGAACACGACAUUCGUCGUGCGAAACAAUUUUUGCUGAGGCACAGUCCCGAGUCCGGUGAUAAUCUGUACGACCACUUAUCGGAUCUCCUCUCAAAGAUACUCGCGGAAAGGCCGAAAAAUGCUGUCGAUUUAUUCGAGGAGUAUAGCAAAAGGUUGAAGGAAGAAAGAUUCAAAACCCAGACUAAUCAUUUGCAUGACGUAUACGUCCCACCUAUGCAAUAUGAAAAUGCAAAGAAGCUCAUCGCGCUGUUUCAAGUAAUCAAACGUUUCGAACAGGAAGAAGAUAGAAUGGAGGAGGACGAGGAGAGUGAGAGAAAGAAAUCGAUACCAAAUAUGAUGGACUUGCUAUUUUAUUUCGAACAAACUGGCGUGGGUUUGCCACGAAGCGAGAUGAUUUUGCUUAAUCUAGCGAUAAGAAAACUAGCUAGCAGCAUGCCCAUCGAAAACGUGAGGUUUUGGGGUAAGAUCCUUGGUAAUCCGAAGAAUUAUUACGUCGUGGAAGCCGAACUUAAUGAGGACGAGCUACGAAGGAGAUUAGAGGUAAUUGCUACUAUAUCGGUUUCAACGAUUUUUUUUUUUUUUUUUCGAUUAAAACGAAGAAUAAUUUCAAAGUAGCAAGUGACAGCCGCGGAGGAAAUUAGAGAAGAAAAUAGGGAAGAGAGAGUGCAGGAAGAGGCGGAAAUUUCAGGCGAAGAUCAGGAAAAAGGAUUGCAGUUGGUAUUUCCACCAUUGCCGAUUAGUACAUGGAAAAUACCAGCGGAAGUGCCACCGGAACAAAUUGGAACUGGUGUAAACGCUAAGGUAUAUUUCGUAUGCAACAGGCUAGGAAUCGACGAUUGGCUCGAACUUCCGCCGGUCACGCCGCAACAAAUAGUGAUUUCUCGUGAAAUCGUUCGUUACUUUACCGGCAACUUGAAGACACCGAUACACACUUUUCCACCGUUUCCCGGCACCGAAGAGAACUAUCUCCGAGCAGAAAUCGCGAGAAUCAGCGCAGCGACCGACAUAUCGCCGAUAGGCUAUUUUACGUUCGGCGGAUUAGACGAGGAAGAGGAGAUAGAUGAAGAAAUGGAAGAAGGAGGGACCUUGACGGAGAAUGUACAUUACGAUCCAUUGCCAGUCAAGGAUCUAGUGGAUCCAUCAAUGUCGAAUUGGUGUCAUCAUACUCCGUACAUUCUGAAGCAGGGACGUACGGUGUGGUGGGAUCCACGAGAAAGAGAGGAAGGAACGUUGAGAGAAGAAGAGGAAGAGGAAGGUGAAGAGGAUGAAACAAGAGUCGGAGAUGCGGUCAGAGAAACUGGACCACCUUUGUUGACGCCAUUGUCCGAAGAUGCCAUUUUAGAAUCUGUAUUUCCGUGGACGACCAGGCAAUCGUCGUUCGUUCAACUAGACACCGCGGUUGCGUUAGUAAGGUCAAAUAUUUGGCCUGGUGCUUACGCGUUCGCCGUUGACAGACGUUUCGCCAACGUGUACAUCGGCUGGGGUCACAAGUACACCGCUUACAAUUACAAUCCACCGUCUAUGCCUCCCGUUCAGGAUCAGUAUAGAAUUGGUCCCGAGGUCAUGGAGAUUCGGGAUCCUACUUUUGAAGAAGAGGAGGCUUACCGUAUCGCUCAUUUACCACCACCACCAUUAUCGAUAGGAGAAGGGGAGGAAGAGCUAGGAGAGGAAGAGGAAGAGGAAGAGGACGAGGAAGAGGAUGAAUGAUCGACAAUUAACUUCUUGAAUAAUUCAAAUCAACAUAAGCUCGAUUAAAGAUAAUAAAAUAAGAACAAAAUAAUCAACCCUGAAAAUGUAUUUAAAUAUCUUCCCGCGUAUUUACCGAUGCGGUAGAGAGAUUCUACGUCACGAUACUAUUCGUCGGCAAGUAGAUUCCUUCUUUUUCAAGAAAUAUUUUUACUCCAGAGGUAACCGAUAUUAUCGAUAAUCCUUAUGGGUUUAUAGUCCUAAUCCGCUUACCACCUUCCGAUCGAAGCGAGUGUAACUUCACAAGAUGUGCAUUUAACGGAUAUGAACAAGAUAUGAACUGCGAUAGCAAUAGAGGGAAUACGAAAAAUAUAAUAUUUAAUCUGAACAGUAUAAAUAAAAAUGAACGAAAAUAAUGAUUUUAAAUUAUAGCAAGAUUACA
This is a messenger RNA of Vespula pensylvanica (western yellowjacket), 2698 nucleotides long. RefSeq names its product radial spoke head protein 6 homolog A (gene Rsph4a). The record is from RefSeq and is a predicted model, not a curated record. The transcript is spliced from 10 exons. Lineage: Eukaryota; Metazoa; Arthropoda; Insecta; Hymenoptera; Vespidae. Gene Ontology annotation, biological process: cilium assembly; axoneme assembly; cilium movement involved in cell motility. Gene Ontology annotation, cellular component: radial spoke; axoneme.